Messenger RNA from Styela clava, 483 nucleotides. Its product is annotated as large ribosomal subunit protein eL32-like. The record is from RefSeq and is a predicted model, not a curated record. Gene Ontology annotation, biological process: translation. Gene Ontology annotation, cellular component: ribosome; cytosolic large ribosomal subunit. Gene Ontology annotation, molecular function: structural constituent of ribosome. NCBI's taxonomy places the organism in Eukaryota, Metazoa, Chordata, Ascidiacea, Stolidobranchia, Styelidae.
CAAGAUGACAACUUUCGUGCUCUCGUUCUUUUUAGUCUUCGCACAAGUAGUUCGGAAUGGCACCACGCGCCAUCGUCAAGAAGAAAAUAGUGAAAAAGAGGGUGAAGAGGUUUAUUCGCCACCAAUCUGACAGAUAUGAUAAAUUGAAGCAAAACUGGAGAAAACCGAAAGGUAUCGACAACAGAGUGAGAAGACGAUUCAAGGGGCAAUAUCUCAUGCCAAAUAUUGGGUAUGGAAGUGACAAGAAAACGAAACAUUGUCUCCGUGACCAUAGAGGAUUUAAAAAGUUUUUGGUUCACAAUGUUCGUGAAUUGGAGGUCUUGAUGAUGUCUAACAGGACAUUCUGUGCUGAAAUUGCUCAUGCAGUCUCCAGCAGAAAACGCAAAACCAUAGUUCAACGGGCCCAAGAACUUGAUAUCUAUGUAACGAACCCGAACGCAAGAUUACGUAGUGAGGAGAACGAAUAAAUACAAAAGCUAUGGA